AAAUCAUUGAGAGGUUUCAAUCUAGGCCUUUGCUUUAAGAAUCGAUCUUUAUUCUCCCUCCCUUUUCUGAAGGUGAUUUCUCAACGCCACCCAAGAAACAACUAACUAAUAAAUAAAUAAACGAAAGUACGAGGCCCCGCGAGGCCGUUGUGGAUUAUUUAACUAGCGAUUAGCGCUGUUUAAAUAUUUGAACGGAAUGAGCACCGCGACAUGGAAUAUUUACCUCCAACAAUUAUUAAUAUUUAUGCUAAAAUAAAAGCGCCUGAGGGAACCGGUCUUCUGAGUCUCUUGGAUAUCAAAUUAUUUUAAUAUAUAGAUAUAUUGUGGAAUUAAUAAACUGGACCUACGGAACUCAAUUCACACGCAUAAUAUGGCCUCUGAACACCCUACCUAUACCCGCGAACAACUCGCCAAGUAUCUCAUCUUUAUCUACAACUGUCCAGUAGACCAAGGGUUGACCAAGCUGUCUGAGCUUGAAGAACUUGUCCAAAGGGACCCUCUGACGGCAUUGACUGUGCUCCAACAACGACAGCUCGCCACCGUAGCGUUUUCCAAUAUCGUUUUGCAUUACUCCCAACACAACACCAUCUCGCUGGACCCUGACCAUCUGUUUCAUAAACUUAUAGAGCGCGGUCUAGGUGGCUAUUGCUUGGAAAACACAGGACUCCUGGCCAUAGUGAUCCGUUCGCUGGGAUAUCAGUUUUAUACUACUGCGGGAAGAGUGAGCAAGGGUUACGAUUCGCCUUCCGCUGCUAGUCAAUUUCAUGGAUGGGGCCACAUGAUACUAGUCGUGGCUAUUGAUGGGAAGAAGUACAUGGUGGAUGUUGGAUUUGGUCCCAAUGGUCCCACCCGCCCUCUCUUGCUAGAGGAGGAUAAACCCGCCACGACCUUCGCCCCCGCGCAAAUGAGGGUGGUCAAAAGCAAUAUCAGCGCAAAUGUGGACCAUAGCCAACGGCUCUGGAUGUACCAAACAAGGCCAGACCUAGAAAGCGAUUGGAGAGACGCCUACUGCUUCUACAACAUUGAAUUCCUGCCACAAGACUACGAGAUCCUAAACUUCUGGACGAGCCAACACCCCACCAGCACCUUUAAGCAGAAAUUCAUCUGCACCAAAUUUCUUCUCAGUGAAGCGGAGGACGACAUCAUCGGGACCCUGGCGUUAACAGGAGUUGAUGUAAAGCAAAAUAUCAACGGCAAUGUCGAGAAGAUCGCGAUUCUAAAUUCUGAAGCCGAUAGAGUUUCUGCAUUGGAAAAAUGGUUUAAUGUACAUCUCCAUCCAAUGGAGGUUCGAGGAAUCAAGGGUUCGGUGGUGGAAAUUCAGACAUCGACAUAAACAAGACGAGACCACACUGCUAAUGCUCCUCUUCAAAUGCAGAAUACGACUGUCUUUCCUCAUUUGAUCUUGUAACGUAACAAAUAUGUGUAGUUAUGGCAAAGUAUAAAGCGGAAAAAAGGAAUUUCUUUUAGAAAAAUCGUCUCUCGGUCUAGUUAUAUGGUCAGCUCUGGUUACCUCGAGGAGAAAAAAAAGGACAACUGCAGUAUCCCUUCCUUACCUUCCAUGGAUUGUUAACCUCGAAUCCCA
Molecule: messenger RNA, 1582 nt
Organism: Blastomyces gilchristii SLH14081
Lineage: Eukaryota; Fungi; Ascomycota; Eurotiomycetes; Onygenales; Ajellomycetaceae
Product: N-acetyltransferase
Exons: 3
Coding region: 371-1333 (320 amino acids)
Molecular function (GO): acetyltransferase activity
Source: RefSeq, a predicted model, not a curated record